Messenger RNA from Fukomys damarensis (Damara mole-rat), 3494 nucleotides. RefSeq names its product complement C9 (gene C9). Bases 1436 to 3157 code for a protein of 573 amino acids. Gene Ontology annotation, molecular function: protein binding. The record is from RefSeq and is a predicted model, not a curated record. Gene Ontology annotation, biological process: immune response. Lineage: Eukaryota; Metazoa; Chordata; Mammalia; Rodentia; Bathyergidae. Gene Ontology annotation, cellular component: membrane attack complex. The transcript has 12 exons.
GCAGGAGAUUGGCCUUCACGAUCUGCCUUUUAGAAAUAAGUGGGCUUAUUUUAGGGCCCACUCUUAGAGGAAAUCUGGACACAGAAACAUACAGAGAAGUGAUGGUGAAAAUGCACGGGGAAGACGGUGAUCCCUGAGCCAAGAGUGAGAACUCAGAAGAGACCAGUCCUUGUAUACUUUGACCUCAGAUUUCUUGCCUCUAGAAUUGUGAAAGAAAUAAGUUAAGUAAUACCUUGGGCCUAUUAUCUAGAGGGACAAGGAUGUGGUUAGUGAGCAUCACCUUCAGGGACAGAAGUAAAUUCAUAUCAAAGGCCAGAGGGUAAUGAGAGAUCGAAAGCAAAGACCUAGUGCUCGGUACUAAGUCUAAAAUGUAAGCCAAACUUAUAGAAGAAAACAAGUCUUUAAGAAGUGUCUUAUUAGGGGCUGGAGAGUUAGCUCAGUGGUGUCACCACCUGCCUCACAAGCACAAGAUCCCAAGUUCAACCCCGCUACAAAGAAAAAAAGAAAGAAUCACAAAAAGUGUCUUAGUCACUUUCUCCUUGCUGAGAUGCAAUACCUGAUACUCGAAACUUAGGGAAGGAGAGGGUUAUUUCGGCUCAUGUUUCAGUUCAUAGUUGGCUGGCUCCAACGCAGGAUAGCAUGACAGAGAUGUGUGCUGGAGGAAAGUUGUUCAUGGCAUGGUCACCAGGAAGCAGAGAGAAAGAGAACGAAGAUAGGAGGUAGAGGCAGGGAAGAAGACAUGGUAUGACCUUUCAGGCCACACCCCCAAUAACCCAUCUUCUCUGAUCAGGCUCCACCCCCAACAUUAUAUUUAUCAAUGAACUCAUCAGUGCAAUAAUCCACUGGCAAUUUUCACACCCUGGUGAUCUAAUCACCUCCCAAAAGCCCUACUUAGGAUCAUGAGGUUUUGGGGGGACAUCUAGAUAUAAACAGUAAGAAGAAGCUAAGAAUGAAGUAAAUGAGUGUGCCAGUAGUCCUUUUGGGCUUUAACACAAAGGGUAUCAGAGAACUGUCCAAAGGAACUGCCAGGUUCACUGGAGCAGGGUCUAGUCACUUCACAUGAACAGAACAGCUGGGCUCGAGGAUUAUCACACCACAGCCUGGACUCUAGGUUUACUCACGAAGAACUGAACCUUACUGCUGAGUAUUUGCAGUGGCUUUUACCUUUCGUUUGUGAUCCUCUACUGCUAGAUCCUCUGGACCAGCACUCACUGACACCAGUCUGAACUGCGAGUGAGCAUGACAGAGUUAGGAUAGCCCUGCUCCAUAGCAUGCGGCUUCUGGAACCCUGGAGAGACGCUGAAACAAAGUGCUAAUAUGUUACCAGUUCAAGGUAACAGGAAGAUAUUGUGAAGAUCCAUAGAGAUGCUAGUAAGCAAAGCCUAGUGUAAAUUCUCAGACAAGGAUAGCUCAGCUCAGAGACCUAUUGAAGUCAAUGGUGGCCUUAAGUUUGUGUAGUUUUGACAUAACAAGUACCCCACAUCUAUUUGAAUUCCACCCUUUCAGAUAUCUUGGAUUUCUACCAAACAUUGCAAGCAGUAUUUUUUCAACACUGUAUGACAUGAAAAUCACCUCAUCUGGCCAACAAUUAACACAAAGUGAUGGCUCUCUGUUGCCCAGAGACUGCCGAAUGAGUGCCUGGAGUGAAUGGUCGGAGUGUGAUCCUUGCCUCAAAGAAAAGUUUCGCUCAAGGAGCAUUGAGAGCUUUGGACAGUUUAAUGGGAAACGUUGCAUGGAUGCUCUGGGAGACAGACAGCAGUGUGUUCCCACGGAGCCUUGCCUGGAGGCCGAGGAUGACUGUAGAAAUGACUUUCAGUGCAGCACAGGCAGAUGCAUAAAGAAGCGACUUCUGUGUAAUGCUGACAAUGACUGCGGAGACUUUGCAGAUGAGGAAGACUGUGACAGUGACCCCCGGCCCCCCUGCCGCAAUCGAGUGGUAGAAGAGUCUGAGCUGGCACGAACAGCAGGCAAAGGGAUCAAUGUUUUAGGGAUGGAUACCCUGGACACACCGUUUGACAAUGAAUUCUACAAUGGACUCUGCGACCGGGUUCGGGAUGGAAAUACUCUAACCUAUUACCGAAAACCCUGGAACUUGGCUUCUUUGGCCUAUGAGACCAAAGCUGAUAAAAACCUCAGAACAGAAUAUUACGAAGAACAGAUUCAAGCCUUCAAAGGUAUCACCCAAGAACAAACAUCAAGUUUUAACUUAGCUCUAAAAUUUACACCCACUGAAGUAGAUACAAGAAAAAAGGACAAAACUUCUCAGACAACAAACAAUACAGAACAACAGAAGGCCCCAAAUACUUUUCGAUUUUCAUAUUCCAAAAAUGAAACUUAUCAAAAAUUAUUGUCAUACUCUUCAAAGAAGGAAAAAAUUUUUCUGCGUGUGAAAGGAGAAAUUCAGCUGGGCAGAUUUGUGAUGAGAACCCGGGACGUCAUGCUGACAACAACAUUCUUGGAGGAUAUAAGAGCUCUGCCAGCUACUUAUGAAAAGGGAGAAUAUUUUGCAUUUUUGGAAAUGUAUGGAACCCACUUCAGUAGUUCUGGGUCCCUAGGAGGACUGUAUGAACUAAUAUAUGUUUUGGAUAAAGCUGCCAUGAAAAAGUAUGGUUUUGAAUUACACGAUAUAAAGAGAUGCCUCGGAUAUAAUCUGGACUUGUCUAUGAGCAUCACUGGGAUCACUGCUGAACCUGAUCUUACAGCACAAUUAAACUACAGUAACUGUGCGAAAAGGGGUGAAGGUAAAGUGGUAAAUAUCAACCGGGAUCAGCUCAUUGAUGAUGUUAUUUCACUCAUAAGAGGAGGAACCAAUCAGUAUGCCUUGCAACUGAAGGAAAAGCUUCUCAAAGGACCCAAGACAAUUGAUGUGACUGACUUUGUAAAUUGGGCCACUUCCUUAAGCCAAGCACCAGUGCUUAUGAGUCAGAAAUUGGCUCCUAUAUAUAAUCUGGUUCCUGUGAAAAUGAAAGAUUCACACCUUAAGAAACAAAAUUUGGAAAGAGCCAUUAACGACUAUGUCAAUGAAUUCAGUGUAGAAAAAUGCCAUCCCUGCCAGAAUGGAGGCACUGUGGUUCUGCUGGAUGGGCAGUGUCUGUGUUCCUGCCCAUUCCAAUUUGAUGGAAUGGCCUGUGAAGUCAGUAAGAAGAAAAUACCCUAAUUAAGGAUUACCAGUCCCUUUCCCUGCUCAUAAUAAAGUAGAGCUGUUGGUUUCCCUGGACUCAUAUGGAACAAAAAAUUGCCUUGACUUCCACAUUUAAAAUCCUGCCUCUGGAGAUAGUCCUCACUGCCAAGUACAAUGCAACAUGCUUCAUGAAAAUCCUGCCAACCUCUGGAGUCUCUUCUCUCUUAGGUCUACAAUUCUCCCACCCUCCCAUAUAAUGUUUCCAUUCUUUAUUUCCUCAUGAAGAGUCAGCAGUUAAAUAUCCCAGCACUGCUUUUUCCCACAGGCAAUGCCAAUCCCUUGCUAAUAAAACAAAAUUAAAUUAAAAACAAAA